CGUUUGAACUUUCAGGAAAAUAACGCCGUUUGUUUCAUAGGAUCCAGAGAGACCGAUAAUGUGUUUGUCCCGGGUCCAGAGCCUGGCAGUGGCCGCUGUGCUGGAGGACUGCUCGGACGAGCUGGACGUGCUGGGACUCGCUGUGGCUCUGCGGGCUGACAAGGAGCGAGGCCCUGCAAAGGCACAGGAGAAAGCCAGACUGACCAAUCUGCGGAGAGACUGUCAGUCCAUCUCUCAGCAGGUGUUGAAGCUGAGCUCAGAGCUGGAGGAGAAGCAGAGUUUCAGCACCCUGCUGGCGACGUUGGAGGAAGUGAAGCAGGAGCGUGAGGCCAAGGACAUGAAGAGACAGACCAAGACGCAGCUGACGCAAAGAAUUACAACUCUACGGAGACAGCAAGCAGAGCUCCAACAAAAAGAUUGUGCGCUGAAGGAGACGUCCAUGCUCGCUGAAAGACUGCAGGAGCAGCUGAAUGAUCAGACAAUAAGGGAGAACACCAAGAAGAUACUCGAGGAGAAAAGCUUGGCGCUGCAGCUCGAACAGGUGCUCAGCAACAACAGCAAGGCUGAGAAGCAGCUGGAGGACCAGCGGGAGAUGGUGCAGAUACAGCUGACAGAGGAGAAGCAAGUUCACGAAAAGUCAGUGAUAUUCCUGCAAAAUCGACAGAAGGAGCUGCAGCUGCUGCAGCAGCAGUGGAAGGGGCGCACGAUGAACAUGCUGCAGGAGAAGAAGAAGGAGGUGGCGAGCGUGUGCUGCAGGAGGACGCUGAACGUGGACAAGCUGGCGGAGAUGAGGAGGAAGAUCAGGGAGAUGGAGCAGGUGGUGAUGGAGGACAGGGAGGAGCAGGAGAAGCUGCGUCAACAGCAGAUGGAAGCCAGAGCUGCUACCAAGGUGCAGAAGUGGUGGAGAGGCUGCAUGGCCCGCCGGGGCCUCGGUAGUUUUAAAAAAGCUGAUGACAAGAAAGGCGAGAAGAAGAAGAGGAAGAAGAAGGAAGUAAUGAAGAAGAAAUGAGUUUUUUCAACAAUCCUUUGAGGAUAAUU
Messenger RNA from Pungitius pungitius (ninespine stickleback), 1038 nucleotides. It is a transcript of the gene drc9, whose product is annotated as IQ motif containing G. Gene Ontology annotation, cellular component: motile cilium; cytoplasm. The record is from RefSeq and is a predicted model, not a curated record. Gene Ontology annotation, biological process: cilium organization. Lineage: Eukaryota; Metazoa; Chordata; Actinopteri; Perciformes; Gasterosteidae. The transcript has 10 exons. Bases 59 to 1009 code for a protein of 316 amino acids. Gene Ontology annotation, molecular function: protein binding.